Metopolophium dirhodum (rose-grain aphid) is the source of this 4869-nucleotide messenger RNA. It is a transcript of the gene E(z), whose product is annotated as histone-lysine N-methyltransferase E(z). The record is from RefSeq and is a predicted model, not a curated record. Gene Ontology annotation, molecular function: histone H3K27 methyltransferase activity; protein binding. Lineage: Eukaryota; Metazoa; Arthropoda; Insecta; Hemiptera; Aphididae. Gene Ontology annotation, biological process: chromatin remodeling.
CAUUAAAACGGAAGAAAACGACUUUUGAAAAAUAAAAGUUUGUUUACACUGUUAGAUGUACAUGGUACAUAUUACUACAUUAUUCAAUACUUUAUAUUUUUAUGUAAAUGCAACAAUAUCGGAUCUCGUCUUUUGUACGUAUAAUUAUUGACUCGUUACUAGAUAGUAAAUUUGAAACCGAUAGUACGCAAAGACCGAAUGUUUUUUCGACUAAUUUUCCUAUGAUAUGACGACCGAACAAGGUUGACCGAUGAACGUAAUUACUCUGUGACUAUUGACUACUUGAACGACGACGUGUUCACUGUUCAGUGUAUCUUACUCUCGUGAUUUAGUCAACUGAACCCACUCGUCACUCUCGUCAUGUCCGAGAAAAAAGCCAAAAAUAAUGCCGACUGGAAGAAAAGAGUAAAAGCCGAGUAUUUCAGAUUACUGCAGGCCAAAAAAACAAAGAAAGACGAUGACAAUGUAUUAGCAUGCAUGAAUAAUCAGAAGAAGCUCUAUGAUAAAAAAGCGGAAGAACUCAAACGAUUGUUGUCAAGAAAAGCAAUUUGGGAAUGUCGACCAUAUAUAGAAACAGUAUCGAGAUCUAAACGGUCAGAAGUAUCUAAGGUAGAUGGUAUUGGGGAAGAAACCAUGAGUGUUCCGAUUAAAAUAAUUAAUGCUGUAGCACCUAUACCUACUAUGUACAUCUGGGCACCAAUUCAGGCUAAUUUUAUGGUGGAUGAUGAAACAGUACUACAUAAUAUUCCAUACAUGGGGGACGAGGUACUUGAUCAAGAUGGUUCUUUUAUUGAGGAACUAUUAAAAAAUUAUGAUAAUAAAGUUCAUGACGAUGAUGCUGCAAACUUUUUGGAUGAUCAAGUGUUUAUAGACUUAGUCCAUGCACUUAUCCCAUUUCAGCAAGAAGAAGAUAAAGAACAACAAACUUUAUUGACACCCAAAAUGGUGGUAAAAUACAAUAAAGAUGAUAGGCCGUUUCCAAGUGUAGCUAUAUUUGAAGCCAUGUCCGCUGCAUUCCCUGAUAAAGGAACUCCUGAAGAAUUUAAAGAAAAGUAUAUAGAAUUAACAUCUUGUGUUGACCCUAAUGCCCAGCCAUCCCAAUGCACUCCAAACAUUGAUGGACCAAAGGCUGAGUCUGUACCUAAAGAGCAAACUAUACACUCAUUUUUAAAUUUGUUUUGUAGAAGGUGUUACAAAUAUGAUUGUUUUUUACACAAACUUAAAGAGCAUGAUUCUGGUACUAAUUUGCCAAUUGGCCUUAAAGGACCUUUAUUAAAACCGUUUGCGUCUCACUGUAGUCAAGAUUGUUAUAUGUUACUCGAUGGAAUGAAAGAAAAAUUAGCUGCUAUUGCUGAAAUCAAAGCUGAAAAACAAAAACAAGCGGAUAGAGAUGAAGAAACUAAUAGAUCGGGGUCUACUACAAUUUCUAGUAAUACGAAAGAGUUGUCACCUCAGAAUGAAAUUAAUGAAAAACCAGUUAGUUCUACUAAAUUGUCAAAAAAAGAUAGCUCGGAUUGGGGUAAUGAUGCUAGUUCUGAAGAUAGCAGAGAUAGCAGUAAAGAUGGUGAACUAGACAUGGAAGAUCCAUUGUCAACUAAAACAUCUUUCUCUUUACUUCCACGCAUGAGUACAGAAGAUAAACAAGUUUGGACUGGAUCAGACCAAUCAAUUUUCCGCGCACUCCGUCGCACAUUCCUGAAUAACUAUUGUGUCAUUGCUCAGAUGAUGUUAACAAAAAGUUGUCAGCAGGUUUAUGAGUUUGCACAAAAUGAAAACGAUGAGGUUACUGUUGAAGAAGCUAUUAGUGAGUUAACUCCGCCUAGAAAAAAAAAGAAAAAGUUACGUUUAUGGCAAACACAUUGUCGAAAAGUACAACUAAAGAGAGAUUCUGCAUCAAAUCAUUUAUAUAACUAUACACCGUGUUCUCAUCCACCAAAUCAAGGUUGUGAUGCAACGUGUCCUUGUGUAAUGGCACAGAAUUUCUGUGAAAAAUUCUGCAAGUGCAGUUCAGAUUGUCAAAAUCGAUUUCCUGGUUGUAGGUGUCGUGCUCAGUGCAACACGAAACAAUGUCCUUGUUAUUUAGCUGUUCGUGAAUGUGAUCCAGAUUUAUGUUUAACUUGUGGUGCAGAUCAGUUUAAUUUAGAUAAUAUAACAUGUAAAAAUGUCAGUGUUCAAAGAGGCCUUCGUAAACACUUAUUAAUGGCACCUUCGGAUGUUGCUGGUUGGGGUAUAUUUUUGAAAGAUUCUGCACAAAAGAAUGAAUUUAUAUCUGAAUAUUGUGGAGAAAUUAUUACUCAAGACGAAGCUGAUCGACGUGGGAAAGUUUAUGAUAAAUACAUGUGUAGCUUUUUAUUUAAUUUAAAUCAUGAUUUUGUUGUUGAUGCUACACGAAAAGGUAAUAAAAUAAGAUUUGCCAAUCAUUCUAUAAAUCCAAAUUGUUAUGCUAAAGUAAUGAUGGUAAAUGGUGAUCAUCGAAUUGGUAUAUUUGCUAAACGUCCUAUACAACCUGGCGAAGAAUUAUUUUUUGACUACAGAUAUGGACCAACUGAGCAACUUAAAUUUGUUGGAAUUGAAAGAGAAAUGGAAUUUUUACCUUAGUGUUCUUAACAAGAUCGAUUUACAUUGAUUUUACCAGUCAACAAUCUCAUGGCAUGUAUGUUACAAAAUACUCAAACUAUUUACAGUAUUUAGUACUAUCCUAAGGAUUACUUAUAAUACUUGAAAAUGAUUAAAAGCACGCAUACUGUAAUUUAAUUAUACUGUACUUAGUUAAUUUAGGCAAAACAAUUAUAAAAAUGUAUUCAGAUAUAUUAAAAUACUUUAUUCGGGCAUACAUGCAAGAUAAAAUCAAAUAAUUUAUAGUUUAAAUAUCUUGUAUACAAUAAUUGUUUGAAACAUCAGUUAUAAAAAUUAACUUAAUUUAUGUAUGUAUUAGUUAAUUAUAUAUACAAAAUAAAAAAUAUUGGCACCAUUAAAAGUUAAUUCAGUUAUAGUUAUUUUCAAGUUCUUUUGCUGUUAAAUAUUUGUCGAUCACACUGUAAUAAUAUGAUAUAACUGUAAGUUGUAACUGUUGUAAUGUAAUUACAUAAACAUUUUUUAUUUUCACUGACAGUAUAAAUUGAUGAUUAUACAAAUCACAUUAUAAAUACGUAAUAUUACUUAUCUAAUACCAAUAAUUUAACAAAUCGUAUUACAGUAAGUUGGGUAUGAUCUGUCUUAGAUGUACUCAAUAUAAUAAAUUACUAAGAAUAAAUUACAGAUCAUGUACAAUAUAAUACAUUAUGAUGUGAGAUUUUAUCACAGUUAAUAUUGUAUGAGAUUGCCAUGACUUUAUUUUACGUUUUUUUUUAAAUUGUUGUUUUAAUUUUUCAAUAAGCUUUAAAAAAAGUUGCUCUCAAUAUCAUUUUAAAAACAUUAUAGUCAUCAAUCAUCGUCAAUUAUAAAACAAAAUAUUCAAACAUGAUUCUAUGCAACUUGUCCUAAUGUCCUGGCAAACACAAGAAGUUUAAUCUAUGUAGCGGGUUUGAUUGACUUCUAUUUCUGUUGUUAGUUAAAGAUAUGUUAGUUCCGUUAACUGUAUACAAUAUUUAAAUUUUGAAUAUAGUAAGAUAACAGUGGCAUAUUUAUUGAUUUGCGGUUAGGAUAGAUACAUUUAUAUUUAUAUCUUAAAAAUAUUAUUAAAUCAUAAUAAUGAUACAAUAAAUAUUUUAACUUUCAUUAUAUCAAAAUAUAAAUAUGCACUAGCUUGGUAAAUCCUAAAUAUGUCACUGAAAGAAACUAUUGACUAUCUAGUCCCUUAAACAAUUAUUUAUGUUGAAUAUUAGAACUUGGCACUUACUGUAUUUAACAUUUCAUUCAUUAAUUAAUGUUAUGUAUUAAAUUAAUUUAGUAGUAGAAGUAAUAAUAAGUUAGUGUUAUUGUUAUAAAUAUAUUAUGUUCAUUAAUUAUUUUUUUGUAAUAUAUAGGAAAACCUAACCUAUUAAUUGUAUGUAUUAAGUUGAAUUUUUUAAGAAAAAAAAAUUUUAAUUAUUUGCCAGCAUACAUUUUUUCAUAAUUUUUUUAUUUUAUCUCUUCUAUAGACAAUGUGAAACUAAUUUAACUCUUUAUAUUCAAAUGUGAAUACAAAUAAUUGUAAUUGAAAAUGUUAUUUAACAAGCAUUAAACAAAAACUUAAUUAACAAUUAAAAUUAAAAGUGGCAUUUUUGUGCAUUACAAAAACACAGGGUAUAAUAUUAUUUUGCUCUCUCUCCAAUAACCUUAAACAUAUUUUAUAUUUGGUUAAUAUUACUUAUCAACAUUUUCCAUUUAUAAAUCCACAAUUUAUCUUCUCAUGCAAAUUAAAAAAAUAUAAAAAAUUUUUACUAGAAAAUUGAAUACUUACUUAAAGAUAAAGCGGGUUCAUUUGUAUAUGUGAAGAUGUCAUAAAUUUGUGGUGACCAAUCAAAAUACUGUAAAAAAUUUUUACAUUUUUACAUUUUAGAAACUUAAACAAAAACAAAUAAAUAUAAUUUUGAUAUACUAUUCUUACUUGUUUUUUGGGCUGUCCUGUAAUAUUCAAAUAAAUAAAUAUUAUGGUUAAUGGUUAUUGGUUGUAGAUAAUUAUGCUUAAUAUUCAGCUGUAAGGAAUACGACCUGUGAUAAUUAUUCUUCCACAGAAUAGUGAUUGGGUAAAUUAUAGUUUUACCAAUUAUAGAAAUAUCAUAGGUAUCGUAUUUCAAUAAAUUGUUAUAGUAAAAAGUUGUAUUCAUAAGAUUAAUUUUUGUAACAAUAUUAUUUAAUUUUAAUUUUUAUUCACUUUAAUUAUUUUUGAUGUGAAUAAAAUACUGUUAAUACAUCGAUUUAGAAAAAUGUAUUACAUUAUAUUUUGGA